Pocillopora verrucosa is the source of this 2128-nucleotide messenger RNA. Its product is annotated as retinol dehydrogenase 10-B. The record is from RefSeq and is a predicted model, not a curated record. NCBI's taxonomy places the organism in Eukaryota, Metazoa, Cnidaria, Anthozoa, Scleractinia, Pocilloporidae. Gene Ontology annotation, molecular function: oxidoreductase activity, acting on the CH-OH group of donors, NAD or NADP as acceptor.
UUGAUUUGUUUCUGAACCGCAGCGUCACUCGCCCAGCCUGCAGACUUUUCAUCCAUUUAAUUCCCUGCGACGAUGUGGCUGAUUUUCGAGAUCUUUGUGGUGUACUUUAAGCUUGUUUUUUAUUGGCUGGAAGCAGCUUUUCGUCGAAUUAUUCCUCCACCUAAGAAAAACAUCGAAGGCCAAACGGUGUUGAUCACAGGUGCUGGUGGUGGGAUUGGUAGACUACUUUCUCUCCAGUUUGCUGCUCAUGGAGCAAAACUUGUCCUGUGGGAUAUAAACAAAGAUUCAAAUGAAGAAACUGCUGCACAAGUCCGUGCCCUUGGUAGGGUGGCUCACACCUAUAUUUGUGACUGCAGCAACAGAGAGGAUGUCUAUCGUGUUGCUGCAAAGGUGCAGCGUGAAGUUGGUGAAGUGGACAUAUUGGUAAACAAUGCUGGAAUCUUGUCUGGAAAGAAACUGUUGAAUCUAAAAGAUGUAGAGAUUGAGAGAACCAUGAGAAUUAACACUCUGGCACACUUCUGGACUGUGAGGGCAUUCCUUCCAGACAUGAUGGAGAAGAACAAGGGCCACAUUGUCAACAUAACCUCCAUAGCAGGCAGCUUUGCUACAGCCAACUUGACUGACUACUGUGCAUCAAAAUUUGGUGCCACAGGUUUCAGUCAAUCAUUAACCUUGGAGCUGCGUGAAAUGGGAAAAACUGGCAUUAAAGUGACUUGUGUUCAACCCUAUACAGUAAACACUGGACUAGUGUGGUAUCCAAAGGCUCGUUUUCCAUCACUAUACCCAGUCCUCGAGCCAGACUAUGUGGCCAAGGAGGUUGUGGCAGCCACUCUUAGAGAUGAGGAAAUUCUCUUAAUUCCCCGUGCUCUAGCUGUGAACUUCUUUUUGACUGGGAUAUUACCAUUUAAAGCUCUUCUUGUUUUGAGUGACUUCCUUCAAGUUGGAGUCUCUGAACACACUCCAAGAGAUGAAAAGAAGUCUGAUUAACCUUUCACCCCUAUGGGUUACUGGCUUCUAAUGUGUCAAUUAAUUUGAAGCUUUGACAUCCCCACCUCACUGGGCAAUCCACAAACAUUUGACUGUCCCUCGUGCAAGGGGGAUGGAGAAUUCAACCCUGCUGGAAGUGUCAAAUAUUUUCAGCGGAAUGAACUUGUUUUAUUAAGUAAUAUGGAAGUGUUUAUAGAUAAAGAGUUCAGUUGUGCAUGUGAAUAGCCCAGAUAAAAAAGGUCUACAAGGUAUGAUCAUGCCUUUAAAAAUUAAAUUGACCAUCAAAUCCAACACGUGGGCAUUUAAACACAAUUUAAGCCCCAGGAGACAGAUAUUUGGAAAAAGCAAUCUUCAAAAGUUCAAAUGUCCAGGGGUUGGGGAGAUACUGAAGCUUCAAAUUAAUUUACACAUAAUUUCUCUGUGCAAUAACACCCCUGAAUCAAAUAUAAAGGUCAAAAGAAUGAGGAUAUGAUCACCAAUUUAAGUAGCACUUGAUUGUCAAAAUAAAUUCUCCUUACAAGUAGCAAACAUAGGAAAUGUAGAAAGAACCAGUGUGGAGAAUAUGAUUGAAUAUUAAUGUUGGGGUGUGAGUGGUUCUCUAGAAAUUGAGACUCAACUGACACCUCAUGAACUUUUUAGCUCACAAAUUUGUAGUAAGUUAGAGCUUAAACUUCAGCAAAAAUAUAUAUCCACAGAUUCAUUUUGUUAUACACUUUACUAGUUAUAUGACUGCAGUGAAAAUCAACUGCUUCUUUCACUUUCUUACACAAAUAAUGCUCUAAUUGAAUAAUCAAUCCAUCAGUUGGUCAGUAAGUCACUCACUUAGCCUGAGUCAGUCAGUCCACAAUUAGUCAUCAAUCAAUCAAAUCAAUCAAACAGUCAAUCAGUCUGUCAGUUAAUCAAUCAAUCAAUCAAUCAAUCAAUUGUGCUUGCCUGAGCUUUCCAAAUUUAUUACUGUACAUCUAUUUGAGUAAUAGGCUUCUCCUCAAUCUCAGUUCAGCAUUUCUGUGGGGUCUCACUAUUAAUACCAUCAACUUUCCAAACAUCUAUCUUAGCGUUUUUUUAUGGUAACCAACUGCAUUUUAUUUGUCAGUAGAAUCAUUAUUCAAUAUUGUACAUAAAAUUGCACAUAAAAUGUCAA